This is a messenger RNA of Histoplasma mississippiense, 864 nucleotides long. RefSeq lists its product as hypothetical. NCBI's taxonomy places the organism in Eukaryota, Fungi, Ascomycota, Eurotiomycetes, Onygenales, Ajellomycetaceae. Bases 1 to 864 code for a protein of 287 amino acids. The transcript has 3 exons. Gene Ontology annotation, biological process: regulation of DNA-templated transcription. The record is from RefSeq and is a predicted model, not a curated record.
AUGGAUGCCGAUGCUUGGUCCUCACUUCCGAUCUCCUCAGAUCUCUUCAGUUACCAACAAUUCGAGCGAUUUGAUCCUACCCCCAUCUGGUCCCGUAACUUGUUUCGAAAACCUUUGGCAAAAUGCCUGCCCCAGCAGGCACUAAACGUGUUCGCACCAUUUGUUUUCGGAAGCGAAGCGCAGCCCUUUGACCCGGCAAAACGACCCCCAAACGCGCCCGAGGACCACACCCACCAGUGGCGUGUAUUCGUCAAAGGUGUCAACGAUGAAGACAUCUCAUACUGGUUGAAAAAGGUGCAGUUCAAACUACAUGAGACCUAUGCGCAGUGUGUGCGCACCAUCGAAUCGCCACCGUUCGAGGUAACAGAGACAGGAUGGGGUGAGUUUGAGAUACAGAUCAAGUUAUACUUCGUUCCAGAGUCGACAGAGAAACCGCAAACGUUAUGGCACAGUCUGAAGCUGCAUCCGUACGGGGAUGACAUCGAGGGGAAAAGAGAGAGGCGAGAUGUCAUUGUGGCACAGAAUUACGAAGAGGUUGUGUUUAACGAGCCCGUUGAACAAUUUUAUGAUCUUCUUACGGGCGGAACAGGAGUAGUGCAGCAACCUCCUAAAGGAAAAGCAGGGAAGGGGGCUAAGCAGCCACAAACGCAACCGGGGAGGACAGCGGAAAUCCCUUACUCGGAUAGCCCGAAGAAUCCGUACAGUCAAAAGACAGAGUCGAAGGAGCUGGAUAGGUUGGCCGAGGCUAUCAAGACUGUGGAUCAGAUGCUGAAGGAAGAGAAAGCAAAGCUGGCGGAGCGGGAAGCUAAGUUGGAUGAGUUGAGGAAGAGUGAGGGUGUGACGACCGUGGUGAAGAAGAAAUAG